AUGGCGCUGUCUCUCAUGAAUAAGGACAAGUUUCCUCAGGUGGUGAAGGUCUCCAUGGAGAGCUCACCUUACUUCCAGCUGGUGAGCUCCAACAACGCGUACCGUGUCGUGCUGCCGGGCGCCUCUGUCCCUGUGCGCGUCCGCUUCACCCCUGACGAGAGCAAGGAUUAUUCCCACGAGUUCGUCUGCGUCACUGCAAGGGAAAGGAUCGUUGUGCCAAUUGUGGCCAUUGGUGCCCGAGCUGUGCUGGACUUCCCUGCCCAGCUGGACUUCUCCAAGUGUCCAGUCAAGCACAGCACCCAGCAGACUCUGCUGGUGCGCAAUGUCGGUAACCUGAAAACUCGGUACCAGCUGAGCACCCAGAGUCCUUUCUCCGUGGUGCCGGCCACAGGAACUCUGGGCGCUGGUGAAACCCUGCAGGUGACAGUGACAUUUCACCCGCUGACCAAGGGUGACCACUGCAGCCUCCUGAGCUGCAGCACAGCAAAGACUCUCCUUUGCUUUGUUCCAGGUGAAGAAAGAAUCCACACAAAGCUCUAUGGAGAAGCUGUAGAUGUCAACGUUGGGCUGAGCACAAAUAUCGUGCACGUUGACACCACCUACAUCACCACAUCUACCCACAGAACCGUGUUCAUUGAAAACAGGAGUAACAUCACAGCCCACUUCCAGUGGAAGGCUUUUCCUACUGAGGAACGUGAGAAUGAAGUGAAGAGGAGGCGGCGCAGUUUGCUGCACUCACCGAGCCAGGUGAGGCUGGAAAAACUCACAGAGGAGAAAAAAUCAGAGGAGGAGAAAGAUGAAGAUGGCGCUGCUCUCCUGACCAGCAUGGCCCAGGAGAAGAUGGCAGAGGUGCAAGAAGACUCCAUGAUGUUCUCCGAUGACAUUUUUUUCAUUGAGCCAAUGGAGGGAGAAAUCGGGCCGAAUUGUUCGGCCGGAAUCAGAGUGACCUUUAAACCCCUGGACGUACUGGGGUACCAAAGUAUGGCUUACCUCAGCAUCUCAGGCCGUGAGAGCAGGCUGCCUCUGCGCCUCAGAGGGGAAGGCCAAGGACCCUUGGUCGAGUUCAGCUCUCAUACACUGAACAUUGGGAAUGUUUUUGUCAACUCUUCCCACAUCCAUGAGGUGGAACUGAUUAACAAAGGAGCUCUUGAUGCUCCCUUCAUCUAUAUCCCUUCAACCACCAACGUGGGCUCCUGCUUCAAGUUUGAGCCCGAGGAGGGGAUCAUUGCAGCAGGUGGGAACCAGACUAUUCAGAUCGCCUUCAGUGCCACCGUGCUGGGGAGCUUUGAGGAGGAGUUCCAGUUCAGUGUGGCUGGAUCUCCUAUGCCUGCCAUCCUGACCAUCAAGGGCAGCGUCACCGUGCCAAGCUUAGAGUUCGAUGUCGAUGAGAUCAACUACGGCGAGAUCUCCUUUGGCUUUCCCCACACGCAGCGCUGCCGCCUCACCAACAGCUCCCCGGUGCCCGUGACGUUCCAGCUCCGCAUGUCGGACGAUGGCACGCAGCCGGCUGUGGACAGCCUGGAUCAGAUCCGCAGAGAAGGUGACCCAUCCUGGAGGAACGGAAUCCAUUUCUAUCUGGAGCCCAAGGAGUUCACCAUCAAUCCCAGCCAAGGCACCAUCCUCCCCCAGGGACACCAGGACAUCGAGGUGACCCUGUGUUCCAACAGCGUGGUGGAUUUCUACCGGAGAAUGCUGGUGGACCUGGAGGGUUUUGGCAAGGGAGUGACAGCCCUGGUCAUCACAGCCAGGUGUCUCGUUCCUGAGCUGAGAGUGUACCCUGAAAUCCUGCUGUACGAUGAGUGCCACCUGAAUGUGCCAUACGAGAGGAAGUUCCUCAUUGCAAAUGACACCGACUUUCCUGGCUGCUACGGGCUUAUUCCCCAGGAACGCGAGGAGGACUCUCCUGUGCUCUACAGCAGCCCCAAGCCCUGUGGGAUUGUCCAGCCUCACAGCUUUGCUGAGGUCCCAGUUAUAAUCAAAGUCCAAACACUGGACAAGCAUCGCACCGACGUUCUCAUCGGCGUGUUCGGGGAUGAGAGAAACCCCCUGAGACCAGAAUUACGGAGCACUGGACAGCUGGCACAAAUCUACCCAAGUCCCAGGCUGAUAGAGUUUGGCAAGAUCCCAGCACUACAGCCUACUUCACGAAGUCUUACCCUCUUCAACAAAGGUCAUGUCCCUACAGACUUCAGGAUGGAGGUUGUUCGCAAACGCCACUGCUGUACCGUUGAACCCAGCGAAGGAGUGAUCCCUGCUGGGGGUGAGGUGCCUGUGACUGUCACAGCAACCCUGGAUGACAGGGGGCUUUUUUCUGUCCCUGUCCGGGUGUUCAUUGGGAGCAACCGUAGCACUGCCUUCGGGCUGGUGGCUUUGGGCACUGGCACCACAAUUGUCAUAGACAAGCCAUUCAGCCCAGAGCUCAACCUGGGAUACCAAUUCAGCCUGGUGCCCUGUAUUCGUCAGUUCAAAGUAACAAACAGGGGCCACCAUUUCCAUCGGCUCUUCUGGAGUGUGGAAUGCUACAGCCCAUCUGAGCAGGAGGGCCAGAGUGUCUCAGCCCUCAGCAGCCCCAAGGAUGAUUCCCAGAGCCCCAAACGUGCCGAGCCUUUGUUUGGGCUGGAGCCGCUGUCGAUGGACCUGCAGCCAGGCCGGUCUGAGGACAUGGUGCUGCGAGGCUUCUCCAGCAUCGCACAGGAGGUGCAGGAUUAUGUGAUGUGUGAAGCUGUCAGUAUGGCAACCAGCAGGACUGAGAAGAUAAUGGAGACAGUCAUUACCUGCAAGUUUAUUCACCCUUCUAUAGAAUUGUCAGCCAGACACUUGUCUUUCCAGGUGACCAAGAAACCCAGUGAUCUCCUGAGGCUGCAGUACCAGCCUUUGGCUAUAAAAAACACCUGCCUGCUGCCACUGGACCUUAUGCUGGGCUUGGAGCAGCCGUUCCUGGUCUGUGAUAAGGAGAAGCAGCCCCUCCCAGAUGGCCAGCCUGUGAGAGUGGGUGUAGGGGAGACCUGCCAUCUCUACAUCGCAUUCGACCCAGCUUAUAAACUGGAUUUUAAGAGCUGGAAAACAGAGAAGCUUCUGAAGAUAGACAUGGUCAGGGGCCAUCCUCUUGUGGAGCGUAUCAUCCUUCGGGGAGAAGUGCACUUCCCAAAUCUCCAAAUGCAGUCCAGAUCCCUGGAGUUUGGCUGCAUUGUGGCUGGCACUGAAGAAGUGCGUUCUCUGAAGAUAACCAACUGCAGCCCACUGCCCGUCCAGUACCACUGGUCAUUCCAUUCCAAGAGCCAGGUUUACAGGUUGAGUGGGCUGGGCAGCAGGGCCAGUGGCUGGACAUGGGGUGAGGGGGAGGGAGAAAUAGGAGAGUUUUCCUUGGAGAAGCUGGCUCAGAUCCUACAGGUGCCACGGUAUUACAGCCCACUAGAGUUGGUGGGAACCAUGCCCCCCAGGGAUGUACUGCACACUCCCGUGGCCACGGAGGAGGCCCCUCCAGGUACAGCUGCACUUUGCUCCAAGAUGCUCUUUGCAUCCAUUUCCAUGCGCAACACCUCAAUCUCUCCUGUCCUUCAGGUUUUCAGUAUCCUGCCACUGUCAGGUGUGCUGCAGCCAGGAGAGAGCCAGCAGGUCUCCUUCACCUUCUGUAGCCAUUUCAACACCAUCUCCUUCGUCACGGCGCUGUGCCACGUGGAGGGAGGCCCCACCUACGAGCUGAUGCUGACUGGGGAGGCCUCAUGCAUCAGCUACUCCGUGAGCCCCCGGGAGACCUACUGUGGCUCUCAGCUGUUUAAUGAAAUUCAUCACAGCAAUGUCACCCUGGAGAACACUGGCAAGAUGGAAUUCAACUGGGUGCUAAACCCUAGCCCUGCAGACCAGCGUCUGCCUGGUGUGUUUCUGGUCAACCCCACCACUGGCUCCAUUGCACCUGGUGAGAAGCAAGUGCUGGAAUUCUCUUACAUGCCAGGAUUACCAGGAGCCUUCAGCAGGACUUACCAUCUUAAAGUGGGUGACCUGGAACCAGAAAAGAUCUGCCUGAAAGGAGAAGCAUCCUUUCCCAUGAUCACUUUGAACCUGCCCUGGAACAUCAAAGGAGAUGAAACACAUGAGAAGCCUCUGACACAGCCCGUAAAACCGCUGCAACAACACAGUCAGAGGAGUAAAUCAGGUGCUCGGAAGAAGACUCAGAGCCUGAAGACUGAGACCUUGAAGUCUCAGACCGCAGAAGCUCAGACUCCAAAGAGUCUGAUUCCGAAGACUAAGGACCUGCAGCCCAGCGUGCUUGCCUCUGGCACUGCAACAAACACUCAGUUGCAGUUAAACAUGGUGAGGAACCUGGUAGUGAAGGCUGCUGUGGAGCUGCAGGAACAGUUCAUGUCCCAGCCCCCGACGAGCAGCUUCCCUGACAAGGAGCUGUGCCAGAGCCUUGUCAAAGCUGGGAACAGCCUGGACUCCAGAUGGGCUCUGGUCCUGGUGGCUGUGACACGCUGCAUAGUUGAGCUGCCCGAGUAUGUCCUGGACAUGGGCACCGUCCGUAAGGGUUUCACUGAGAGAAGCACUCUGGAGAUCACCAACCAUGGGCAGAUCCCAGUGUCCUUCCAGAUCCAUGUAUCUGUCCUGGAGAACACAGGUUUCAGCGUGGACCUGGACACGGUGGAGGGCCUGCCCCACAGCUACAUCAAGACAUUUGACGUGCGCUUUGAAAGUGCCCGGCGGCCACGGGGUGACGUGGAUGUGGUGCUGCCCAUAGAGGUGACAAAAGGCCCCACAUAUAACAUCCGUCUUCAUGCCACUGUGUCUGAGCUGUCAAUCGAACUGUCCAAGAACACUGUGCACUACUCUGCCGUCGUUGUUGGGCAGUACAAGGUUGAGACAGUCCACCUCUACAACUGGUUCCGAGUACCCUGCAAAUGGUCCAUCAAGCCUGUUCAGAAGACCAAUCACUGCAAAUACAUGACACCAGCCGUUCGUCAGAAGCAGCAGGCGCUGGAGUAUGAGCCCUGUCCCUUUGAAGUGAAGCCCUCCAAAGGAACCCUUGAUCCAGGAAGGUGCCAGAAUCUGAAAAUCAAAUUUACACCCAAGGAGGAGAGGUCUUACAGUAAUGAGCUGGAGCUUAACAUUUUUGGGAGCAGCAAUCACUUCAAGCUGUACCUCUCAGGACAAGGUCUGGAGCCACGGUUGGAGUUCAGCCCCCCAGAACUAGAGAUGGGAUGGAUGCUGGUGGACAGUGAUGGGAUGGAGGCCACAGUGGUGGUGAAGAACCCAUGCAACUUCCCCAUUGAGUUUUACGCCCUGGAUUUUGAUGAGCAGUACCUUGAGAAGAAGAUCCUGCGGAUGGCAGAGGAGUCUGAGGAUCAUGAAGCACAGAAGUGGCUGAAGGCAGAGCUCAAGGCCAGGGCUGAGGCUGAGGCCAAGGCCAUGGGCAAGGCAGCGGCAGCACGUCACAGAGCUAUCACAUUCCAUCCCGAGUCCGUGGCGAAGGUGGCUGGGAUUCCUUUCUCUCGGGCCGUCCUGCGCCCCCCGGGCACUGCCCCGUCCUCGUGGCGGCGCAAGGCGCAGCCCCACCGAGGGAUUGUUGUCAUCGUCCAUGGGCCGCCCCGGGCAGGAAAGACAGAGAUAGCAGCAGGCCUGUGUCAGUAUUAUGGUGCUGCCCACGUGUCCAUUGACACCGUGGUGAAAGAGGCCAUGGCCAACAACCAGAGCCCAGCGGGGCUCCGUGCCCGGCUGCUCUGCACCCAGGCUGCCCUGGAGCAAAAAGGUAAAAAGCUCACUGCUCAGAGCAAGAAUAAAGAAGCCGCUGAGGAAAACAUCUACAAGAAGUAUGCCAAAGGCAAGAACCUUCCAGCACAAAAGAAGGAGCCAGCCAAGGUAAAGGGCACCAAGUUCACAGUUUCCACUGCUCCUGCGCCCCAGCAGCUGAGCAUCGUCAGCAGUCGUGGGGAAGAGCUGAACUGCUUGAGCUGUGUGCUGCCCGAGGAGCUGCUGGUGGACAUCCUCAGUGAGAGGCUGCAGCAGAAAGACUGCUACAAGGGAGUGGUCUUUGAUGGCUUGGAGAGCCUCUUUGCAAGCAGCCUGGAAUCUUCUCUGCUCUGUGUACUCAGAGCGGUCAAGAACUGUCAUCAUAUCUAUGUGGUGAACCUGCAGCAGGAUUAUGCUUCUUGGAAAGCCAAGAACAAAGCUGAAAGAAAGAAGAAGGAAGCUCAAAGAGAGAAGGAAGUGGAUGAGGAUGAGCAUGAUGCCCUCCCUGAGGAGAAGAAAGCAAAAGUGGAUAAAAUAUUACAGGAAAGGAAGAGAACACAGACGGAGGGGGAGCUGAAGCAGCCAGCUCAAAAGCUUGAGGAGGAGGCAAAAGCCUUAGAGCAGGAAGAGAGGCAGAAGGAGGAAGAGAAGCUGAAGAAGGAAAAGAAAGUCUCCUUCGGGAAGCAGCCUGCAAAAGCAGAGAAGGAAAUCAAAGCUCCAGAGAAGAAGGAAACCAAAGCCCCAGAGAAGGGGGCACCCAAAGCCCCACAGAAGAGGGGAACCAAAGCCCCACAGAAGAGGGGAACUAAAGCCUCUGGGAAGGGGAGAACCAAAGUCCCCAAGGACCCAGCUGAGAUCUUGAUCCUGAGGUUUCAGAUCUAUGAGUCAUCACAGCAGGACAUGGCACAGGUUUUCUCCUACUGGGACAGGGUUCAGGGUACCGUGCAGUUACCCGUGAUCCAAAAGGGAAACAAGUCCCAGCCUGCAGCUGGAAACAAAGGCUGGAAGGCCAGUAAGCCUCAGGAGAAGGUGAAGAAGCAGCCUAAACCAAAACAUGAAGGCCAAAGGAGUCUUCAGUCAUCUCAGCUGAGGACACAAAGCAAAGUUGCAGAAGGGGCAGUCAGAGACAAGCAUGUCGGGGUGCCGUGCUUGGACAUCCAGGUCGCAGAUCCGAAGGCCAUGAUUGGGGAGAUCCUGAGGGAUGGGAAGCUGCCAACAGAAGACCAGCUGCUGAAACAUCUGGGACUGCAUCCUGACGGCCCUCCCCUUGCCCCUGGUGCUGCGCUCUCCAUAGCCGAGUACCCAGAGGCCAAGGCCCCAGAUGCAAAGGGAAGUUCUGCUGAGAGGCAGCCAAAGAGGGGUAAAGUGGUCAGCAGUCUCAGGUCUGCAAAGGAGAACCAGAUCUCCACACAGAGAACAGAAAGCUCCCAGGAUUCCUCUGUAACAAGAUCCCAAAGUCCUUCGGAAGUGCUGGAAAGAGCCUCAACCCCAGCAGCAUUCCUCAGGCUGAAACGGUACCGGUGGAAAGUGCCUGCCCAAGGUCAGGUGGAACUGAAGGUCAACUUCUUCACCAAAAAGCCAGGGAAGUUUGAGCAGACAAUGAAGUUUGAGAUCGUGCUGUCCAAGCGCCAGUACGAGCUGCCCUGCAGUGUCACCGGCCUGUACCCCAGCAUCAUCCAGAACCCACGGCUGGUGUUUCCACACUGGAGGGAGACCAUGGAGGAGGAUGAAGUCAUCUUCAAAGAAUAUGUUGAGAGCACAAAGCAAUUCCACUUUGGACCGCUGCUGUGUGGGAAGUCAAGAGAGUGGUAUGAGGUCCAGAACUGUCCCGGCAACUCAGAGAAGCUAACCAUCCUCAACAACUCCCCCAUGGUCAUAGAGGUCCACUUCUCUUUUGAGAAAGAUUGGAAAACAAGGACCUUUGUUGCGGACCCUCGCCGCAUGACCCUGAAACCAAAGGAGGGGAAGGAGCUGACCAUUUGGGCAUACCCCACCUCCCCUGGCCUCCUGGAAGACAAGCUCAUCUGCAGCAUUAGGAAGAACCCGGAGCCAGUGGUCUUCAGCCUGUGCUGCCAUGGGGUGGACAUGAAGCUGGAGGUCAGCCCCCUGCAGCUGUCUUUUGACAAGCUGCUUCUGCACAGGGCUGACAGCAGGACCUUGGUCCUGAAAAACAACACCCUGCUGCCCAUGGCCUGGCAGCUCCGUGGGCUGGGUGGCCUUUUUGAGGACUUCUCCCUGUCACAAGAUAAUGGCAUCCUUGAUCCCCACUCAGAGUUUCAAGUGACAGUGCAUUUCAAGGCUGAGCACAUUGGCAGCAUUGAGAAGAUCCUGCAACUAGAGGUUUCAGAUACAGAAAACAUCCUGGGGAAUUUUCAGGCUGAAAACAUCAAAAUCUCUGCAGAGGUCUAUGAAGUUUCUCUGAGCAUUGACAUGCCUGAAGGUGCAGAUGGAAGCUUGGAAUUUGGAACCAUUAAUGUCCUGGAUAAAGUGAAGAAAGUCCUGAGUCUACAGAACAAAGGGGUAUACAACAUUGAGUACAGUUUCACGCUGAAGGGUGCAGGUCCCAAGAUGCAAGACUUGGCAUCCCACUUCACUGUUGAGCCUCAGUCAGGCGUGCUGAUUGCAUCCCGGCCUGGUGAGAAGGUUGAGAUGCUCUUCCACCCCACCAGUGAAAUGGUCCUCAAGAACAAUCCCAUCCUGUACUGCCAGGUGGCAGAUGCCAGCCCAGGUCGAGGACGCCCGGCUGUUGCCAACAUCCCAGUGAGGGUGUCGGCCGAAGCGGAGUACAGCAAGUACAGCAUUGUGCCCGCCUCGCCCACCGACUUCGGAGCCAUGAUCGUGGGCACCAGGAAGACCCGGAGCGUUGUGCUGAAGAACAUAGGCAUGGCCAAUUUCACAUUCUGCAUCCGCCAAACACCCAAGCUUGCGUGUGCGUUGGAAAGCAAAAGUUCAAAGCAAAGGAAAUCUGCUCCAUCAGCUACAAAGCGCUCGACAGGAAAGGAAUCAAGCUUGUCAACACCGGUGGGUGACUCCUGCUGCCCAGCAGUGCUGCUGCAGGGGAUGCUGGGUGCUUGGGCCCAGCUGGAGGCCAGGGCAGGACAUACUCUUUGCUGGGGGGCUCAAGGCACAGCUGUUAGCCAUCAGCCUCCUCUGGAACUUUUUCUGCAGAGUCACCUCAAUCUGGGCGCGUUCACGGUGUCCCCCUGCUGUGGCUGCAUCCGCCCGUGUGGCCUGCAGGUGAUCAAAGUGGAGUGCCUCGCAGGGCAGGAGGGGACAUGUGAGCAGCAGCUCUACAUCGACAUCAUGGGCAGAGACCCCAAGGACAACCCCCUGGGCAUUCCCUUCACCCUGAUUGUCGAGUCCUGCCUCCCAGCACUCGUUCAGGAUGUCACGUCAGUCUUCAAGGACUACCCGAUCUGCAGCAGCGCCGACCUUGAGUACAAGCUGCAGUCGCUGGAAGGCAUGGGCCUGUUCGUCAGAGAUGAGAACAGAUUCAUUUUCAACAAGGUUCUGGUUGGGCAGGAGGCAGAAGCUCAUUUCAGAAUUUGCAAUGCAGGCCGUCUGCCAUGUGACGUGGCCCUCUCCAUCCUGCCUGGAGAGGAACAAAUCCCUAUCAACAAUAUUUUCAAUCUGGAUCCUGUCAAGAUGUCCAUUCGUGGCUCAUCCUCUGCCAUUGCUACGGUGACCUUCACCCCGCCAGACAAGCAGAGCUACGACUGCACCUUCAAGGCUUCCCUUGUCAUCCCCAAAGGCUCUGUGGAAGUUCAACCCCAAAUCCUGACCUUCACCAUCAGCGGGAAGGGGCAGGAGCUGCCGGUGACAGUCGUGCGCCCCAAUGCUCGCAGCAAGAGGGGAACGGCCGUGCUGCGCUUCAAGAGGCUCCAGCUGGAGCAUUCAGAGAUGCUCCCCCUGGUCCUCCGUAACAGUGGCACCAAACCUGUCAAGUUUAUGUUACAGCUGGAGGAUGAGCACGGAGCGUUCUCCUUGAAAGGCAGGGCCUUCACAUUCAAGACAGUCCUCACUGGAGAAAUGGAAGAGGACUCCGUCAGAAACGAGACCAAGCCCCCAAAGCAGACUUUCAUCCUUCUGCGUCAUGGGCAAUCGGCACAGUUUAAGGUCAUUUUCAAACCCACCCUGGCUCAACGUGUGGAAGGGAAGAUUGCUCUGGUAGUGGGGGACAUCUGCAUGACCCUGGUUGAGCUGGUGGGUGAAGGCCACAACGACGAAUUCACCCUCGAUGGAUUAAAGGAAGACACCCAGGAGAGGAAUGCCAAGAGCAGUCUGAGGAAAGACAUCAUCGAUGCUGUCAGAGUGAACCACAUCGAGUUUGGGCACUGUCCUGUCGGGAAGCGCUGCCGCAGGACCUUCACCAUCACCAACCGCACCCUUACGCAGGCCAUGCGCUUUGAGUGGGAUGCAGACGCCCCGUUCCAGUUCUCCCCCAAGGUGGGACACCUCCAUCCUGGCUGUGCCAAGAACAUCGCAGUGAUCUUGAGAUCAGAUGUCCCAGUCACCUUCAGAAGGCACCUUGUGAAAUGUAAGGUGACCAAGAUCAACUUUGAGCUGCCACGAAGGAAGGUUCUAGACUGGGACGACCAAAUGCGCACUGUGACGGUGAAGGAUACCACGUGGAAAGACCCAGCAGGCAGGUGGCCUAAAAAAGAGAAGGUGGUUGAGCCAGUCCUGGAACCAGCUCACACUGUGGUGGAGGAGAGCAGCCAGGAGGCUGAGGUGUACCUCAGUGCUGUUGUUGCCCACGCCCAGUUCAAACUGAGCACAACCGUGGUUGAGUUCAAGGACACCUUGCCCUUCCAGACAAGGACAGCCUUUUUCAGGCUAUGCAACACAGGGAAGAUAGCCCUGGAAUACUCCUGGGAGGAAGCUGGAGAUAGUGAAGCAGCGAUGAGGACUGCUCUGGCACGUAAUUUCCUCUCCUCUGAAACUUUAAGGCGUUGCAGAAACCUUCUGCAUCAUUUUGGGUGGCAGCAGGACCAGGAAACUCAGGCUUUUGAGCUGCGGCUGCUGCAGCGGCUGGCCAAGCACCUGCAGGAUUCCAAGAGGCAGCAGUUCGAGGAGCUGGACCAUCCCAAGAAGCUGCGCAACUCAAAGCGCGUUGGUUCCGCCCUGGAAAUCUUCCCAGACGCCAUCUAUGACCUGCCACUGUUCUCCAUCAAGCCCUACCACGGCAUCAUCACUCCUGGCCAGAAGCAGGCCUUUCAAGUGCAGUUCUCCCCAAAGUGCGCGGGGAUGUUCCAGACCACCCUGCUGUGCAGAAUUUCUAACCUGAAUCCAGCUGAGAAGAUGAGGCAGGUGACUGUGAAAGGCAGAGCCUUGGAGCAGAAGAUUCUUGGUAGGGCAGACGGAGAAAGGCCAGGGAGCCAAGGAUCAGGUGCCCUGGAAAGCAGCACCUGAGGGACAGCAUUUGUGCCAGCUGGAGCUCCUGCAGGAGGCAGCAACAUCGUGCCUUCUGCUGCUGCUGGUCUCCCAGCCUUCACCAGAGACCUCUGCAGCUACCCUUCCGAGCUCCAGUGAAGACCUCUAGCCAACCUUUAAUCACCUACAUAACUGUUUAUUAGAUUGAUAAUAAUUCAUUUUCAACAAUUAAUUCUUAAUAAACAAUUGCUAAUACAUGGUUAACCGUCAGCUUGUCUUGGUUGGAAAGACAGGUGUCUGCGGGACCUCUCUGGAAUGGAAAAUGUGACCUCCUCCUCUCCAAAUUAUUAUCACUUUGAAAUUAAGGGGCUUUCAGGCAAAGAUAUGGGAGAAGUUCUUUGCCAGUAUGUACAACAAGGCAAACAAACAACAACGCUGGCAGCAACAACAAACAGAAGCAGAUACCCAAGCACAGCCUUCCUUCGGCUGCAGGCACUUUCCCUUUGGUGUAGUUCCAGUCACAGCUGGCAGGAAAGGGAGGCAAAGAAUGAAUAAAGCAAUUGCUACAGUAAUUGAAAUUAAGCUACACCAAGGAAUGCACUGGAGAGCUCAAGCACUGUAUGAUCAAUUCUGAAGAACUUAUUGCUGUGAGGGAGUCUCUGCAGUAGCCAAAUAGUGACUGGACAAUGUUGAAGUUGUUCAAAGAUAAAGAAGUGAUGAGAAAACACCCUAGUGAGGGAAGAGCACUAGCCCUUAGACCCUUUCAAAAUAUGCAAAUAUAUUAGACUGAGUUCCCCAAAAUACAGAGAUGGAAAUAUCUUCUUGGAACAGUUGAUCACCUCACCCACUGGGAGCCUUUGCUAUCUCUACUGCAACUACCUCCAAAGUGGCUAAGAUGCUAUUAGAACAAAUCAUUCCCAGAUAUGCAAGAACUGAAAGAAUGGACUCAGGUAAAGGAAGACACUUGACUUCAAAAAUUUUAUGUUCUAUGUGUUGUAUUAGACAUAAAUUGGAAAUUCCAUACCCCGUGGCACCCUCAAAGCUCUGGAUGUGUGGAGAGAAUGAAUGCUAUCCUUAAGAACCAUAUUACCAAAUUAAUGACUGAAACCAGAUCAGCAUUAUUACAGAUCAGAACUGCUCCAAGAAAGGACAUAGGAAUUUCUCCCAAUGAAAUAUUACUUGGGCUACCUAAUCUGGGAAGGUAGAGCUGAAACUAAUGACUUCCAUCUCAGAAAUUAUUGCAGGCAAUUACAGCUGGUGCUUUGAAGAGUUGUUUUUUCAUAAGAGGUUUACCAAAGGGUGUCUUCUUCAUUAGCAGAUGGUGUGACAAGCAAGGUGUUGAUUAAAAGACCAAUCAGGUGCACCUCUAUCAGAAUGGUGUAUAAAAGAAUGCAUUUCUAAUAAACUCAGAUAUUAGCUAUGCACUAAGAACCAGAGGAAGUAGCCUCACAUGGAGAGGAAAUUCAGGUUAGAUUUUAGAAAAAAAAAUUUCACUGUUCAGGAGUCCAGGCCUGGGAACAGGUUGGCCAGAGAGGGGGUGGAGUUGCCAUCCCUGGAGCUGUUAAAGAGGCCUCUGGAUCUGACCCUGGGAAAUGGUUUAGUGGUUUAGCGUUUGCAGUGUCAGUGCUGGCCUGACGUUGAACUGAUGGUCUUAAAGAUCUCUUUCACCCCUGCCGCUUCUACAACUGCAAGCGCUUCCCGCCCGGCUGAGGGGAAGGCUCAGGGCUGUCCCGAGGCCAGGGGCGGCCGCGCCUGAGGGGCUCGGGCGGCGCUGCGGCUGCGGCGGCUCCUGAGGGGCCGGGCCGGGCUCUGCCCUCAGCUCCGCCAGAUCGCAGCCCUCAGGCCGGCGGGGCCUCCGCUGUCCUUCAGCCCGACGAUCGCAGCCCAUCCCAUCCCUCAGUCCGGCGAUCCCAGCCCUCAGCCCGCAGAUCCCAUCCUCAGCCGGGCCGCGCUCGGCAGCGGGCACCCGCCUCGCCUCGGGGCUUGCCCGGAGCCACCCGCGCCACUGGACCACAGGUACUCGAGCCGUGCCCCAUUUUCCCCCUCGAGACUCCCUAACCUUCCCACACAAGAAUGCAGCUGCUGUUUCAUCAGUAGACUGUUGCCUUUCAUCCCCCCCCCCUCUUUCUUAUGCUCUUUCCCUUUUAUAUUCGGGCUGAUCUGGAGUGCUUGCUAAGGCUUCAGAGCGGAGCUGUGAUAAUGAGCUGUAAAUCACGCAGGGCUCAUCUGAGGGAGGAGGGAGCUGAAAUGGGCCAGGACAGCCCCAAGUCCUGUUCCACAUCGCAGCGUCCUCACGGCCCCAGCUGCUGCUCUGGGCUUUGGUUUCCACAGGAGGCCAACAAGGCGCACUUGUCCCCUCUGGGUUUGGUCCCUGGUUUCAAAGGAGAAGUCAUGCCCAGGUUGGCUGCUCUGCUGGCCAUGCCAGCCAUGUGCUCUAGUGCUGCUGAGCACACGCACUGACAGAUCUGCGCUUCUCCAGGAGUGGUUUCUGAGGUUUGAAGCAAUGUUACUGGGUUGUUUGCCAUAACUGAUGGAGAAGUUUCAUAUGCAACACUUGCCAGCUGUUUGUUGAGAUAAAUCUAGUUGCUUGUCUUUCCACCUUGCUCUGUGAUGCAACAACUGAGGUGAGCUGUUUGCAUCUAAUUAAUGCAGGCUGGCUUAUAAACACUAUUUUGUGUACCUUCUGUAGGUUGCAAAAGAUCCAGGAAAAAGUCAAGAUGUGUCCUUGUAUACAUACAGUUUUAAACCCCUUGUGCUUCCUACAUUGUAUAAUUGUAUAAACAUGUAUUAAAUUAAACUCUUCUGAAAAGCAGUUAGCUCCAGAGUGAACUCAUUUUUGCAGCCUUCCUUUUGUUUGCGUGGGUUUUUUCUUAGGCUGGCAGGGUGGUGGCA
Molecule: messenger RNA, 13989 nt
Organism: Melospiza melodia melodia
Lineage: Eukaryota; Metazoa; Chordata; Aves; Passeriformes; Passerellidae
Product: hydrocephalus-inducing protein-like
Exons: 65
Coding region: 1-11136 (3711 amino acids)
Biological process (GO): axonemal central apparatus assembly; cilium movement
Cellular component (GO): axoneme
Source: RefSeq, a predicted model, not a curated record